AUGGCGAAGCACCCGUCCUCCCCCUCCGCUUCCUCGCCGGCGCGGAAGAGCCCGCAUCCUACGCCGGCGGGGGAUGCGACAGACAUCUCUGCCGCCCCCGCCGCCGCCACCACCACCACUGCCGCGUCCGGCCCUAACGCCUCCUCCUCCUCGUCGCCGCCGGCGGGGUUCGUCUUCAUGUGCAGCGGCGCGACGAAGCCCCAGUGCUUCAGCUACAGGGUUCUGGGCCUGCCACGGGGGAGGCUGGACGACGUCUCCCGGAUCAGGCGAGGCGCGGCACUCUUCCUCUACGACUUCGACUCCAAGUACCUCUACGGACCCUACCGCGCCGACUCCGACGGCGGCCUCGACCUCGAACCCGCCGCAUUCCAAGGACGCUACCCAGCCCAGGUUAAAUUUACAAUUGAUGGUGAUUUCAUGCCAAUCCCAGAGAGUAGUGUAAGAAGUGCUAUAAAGGAGAAUUAUUCCCGUGGGAAAUUCUGUCCAGAACUUACCGUUAUGCAAGUUGAGAAACUGAGAGGAUUGUUCCGGCCAAUUACUGUACUGCCAGAGUCUGCUCCAUCUGCUGAUUACAGGCAUUAUGUUGAUAACAGGCAUCCUGCUCCAUCUGCUGCUUACGUGCCUGCUUCAGGUUUUCACCCAACACAGCCAGCUAUCAACAGGCAUCCUGAUCCCACUACUUCUUACUUGCCUCCUUCAGGUUCUCACCCAACACAGCCAGCUGCUUAUGUGCAUUACCCAAGUGCUUAUGUUCCUGCACAGGCUGCUCAUCUGGUGCCACACGAGCCUUAUGCAUAUCCAUAUUCUCACCUACCUCCUCCUAGCGCUCAAUUCACUGCGCCUGCUUACUAUGCGACCCCAGCUGGGCAUCCGUAUCAAGCAGGAUAUGAAUCAUAUGAUCCAUCGGCGUCUGCCUACCACUAUGCCCAAGCACCCCCUUCCUGUUAUCCCUAUGUGCAAACCCAACACCUUGUGCCACAACAUGUCCCACACCCUGUCUAUUCCACUGCUAAUCGGGAUGAUCCAUAUCGAUUUGAUGCUGUGAAAUCUCAUUACCAGGAAACUAUUUCUGAGAGAUCUGCCUAUGGUGCAGCACAUCAGAACUUGCAACUUGUUAGGCAGUAUGGGUAUACCCCAAGCAGCGAGACUGCAGCACCUGAAGCAGCUACCACGAACUUAGGGCUUGUUAGGAGUUAUGGAUCUGAUCCAAGCAGUGCACUUGGAGUGCAGUCCUAUGUUGAUGGAGCUGCACCGACGAUCUAUUCACAUGCAGGCACCCCAGCAAUCACCCAGGCCGAGAAUGUUGCCGCGCCAUCGGUAUACAUUGCCGCGGCUGCACCAGCUUACCUGUGAUUGCUCUGUGUCCAUCUUGUGUUUCUUUGCUUGCAUGAUCUUGCUGAACCGAGAUAGCUCCCCUUUGUCCGUUUGAGUGUUGCCAUUGUGCCCAAGGGACUGGGAGUUCGGAUCAUUGAAGAUGGCAUCACCAUCGUUACCGCUAAUAUAUUUGGUAUAUACUGUAUAAAGGGAUUCAGUCGCUGCCCUUUAUUACGUUAGACUGGUGGUACUAACUGGUAGCUGUUGGUGUCAAGACUCAAGACUCUGGUGGUAUAAGCUUAUGUACUGUAACUAUUCUUAUGCUGUGAGCAAAAAUGGGCAUUGCAA
Molecule: messenger RNA, 1662 nt
Organism: Lolium rigidum
Lineage: Eukaryota; Viridiplantae; Streptophyta; Magnoliopsida; Poales; Poaceae
Product: class E vacuolar protein-sorting machinery protein hse1-like
Exons: 4
Coding region: 1-1353 (450 amino acids)
Source: RefSeq, a predicted model, not a curated record